This is a messenger RNA of Rotaria sp. Silwood2, 1245 nucleotides long. The record is from the annotation of a GenBank genome assembly. Lineage: Eukaryota; Metazoa; Rotifera; Eurotatoria; Philodinida; Philodinidae.
AUGAUUUCAUCAUCAUCUUUUGUAAUUGAUCAACUUAAAAUUCUCUUAGUUGGUGAUAGUGCAACAGGUAAAUAUUGUUAUGUAAAAAGGCUUACACAUAAUGUAUUCUCUAAUGAUACUCGAAAAAAUGAAGAAUAUGACAUUAUUUCAACUAAAAUAAAACUUGAUGAACAUACCGAAAUUCCAAUACAAAUUAUCAAUAUAUCUGGUUCACAAUGUGGUAAAACAAAAAUAAAAACAUACAUUAAUAAUAUAGAUGGGUAUAUUAUUAUGUUUGAUGUAACACGUGCAGAAACAUAUGAUAAUAUAAUGAUGUGGAAAAAAUUUAUUAAUAGUGUAAAACAAACAAAUAAUUUACCAUGUUUAUUAUUAGCAAAUAAAUGUGAUCUAGAAGAAGAUCAAGGAUUAAAUAGUGUUAUGGCUAGUAUGGAUAAUUAUUGUCAAGCGAUUGGUUUUUGUGGUUAUUAUAAAAUAUCAAAUAUAGAUAAUAUAAAUAUUGAAGAAUCGAUUCGAACUUUAAUUAAUGAAAUUACUCAACAUAGAAAUUCAGUAACAACAAGUUCUCCUUCGAUUUCUAUAUCUCAAACUAGAACCCUAUCUGUCGAAGAACGAAAAAAAGAAUAUACAUUGAAAAUUUUAGUUAUUGGUGAAAGGGGAACUGGUAAAACAGCAAUGAUUCAACGUUACGUUAAUAAUAGUUUUUCAGGAAUUUAUCGUAGUACGAUUGGUACUGAUAUAGCUCUUAAAAAAAUUCAAUAUAAUGAUCAUAUUACUGUUAAUCUUCAUAUAUGGGAUAUUUCUGGUGAGGAACGAUUUGGAGGUAUGACACAUCUCUUUUAUAAGAAUGCAGCUGGAUGUUUAAUUGUAUUUGAUGUAUCAAAACCAUUGACUUUAAUAAGUGGUGCUGUAAAAUGGAAAGUUGAUUUCGAUAACAAACUUAAUAUUGAUGAUCAUAAUCCAGUACCAUGUUUACUAAUUGGAAAUAAAUGUGAUCUAGUUAAAGAAGGAGUUGUAGCAAAUGAAGCGCAAAUGACAGAAUUUUGUCAUAAUCAUAAAUUUAAUCAUUUGUAUGAAACAUCUGCAAAAGAAAAUAUUAAUAUUGGAGAAUCGAUUUUAUUUCUUGUUGAAGAAAUAAUGAAAAAUAUUGAUACUAUGAAAGGUGUAAGAAGAAGACUUUCUGAAAUAAUUGAAAUUAAAGAACAAGCUUCACCAAAAAUUCAGAAAAGUAAUUGCUGUCAUUCGUAA